GAAGAAAAGAAACUAUUUAGCUAUGUAUAUUGUUGUAAAUAUUAUUGUGUUGGCGUUACUGUUUAUAGGAACGGCUUUGUCCUACGAAUUUCCAUUAAACUUUGAUAAUUGCUACAAUUAUAAUAUCCAUAACACCAAUGAAGAUGAGUCAUAUUUGGUAUCGUGGGAUGGUGAGAGUAUCGACUCUUACAGCUGUAAAAUUGGUUUCCAUGGAUACGACAAUGCCAACCCUCUCAAUGAAUACAAAGUCUGCAUUCGAGCAACAACCUGGAACAUUCAAAACACAGAGGUCCGACUAAAAUAUUAUACUGGACUAUCAGAUUUUCUUGUAAAGACAUAUUCAUACUACGCAUAUGAUGUUCCAACCACAGAGUGGUGCUCCAACUCAGGAGAAUACGUAGACAUUGAACUGACUGCACCUGACGUAAAUGAUGGAGAUAAUAAGAUAACGCUAGAAGUCAGAGGUGUCAGGACAUACAAUUUUGCCAGUACUUUGGGUUUUAUUAUCGGAGGUGCUAUAGGAGGCGUACUUCUGAUUACAUUGGUGUGUAUAGUGCUUGUCAUCGUGGCAUUUAGAAGAAGAAGAAAUCCUCCAAUGGCAGGAUAUGUUAAUCAAGGUUAUCCAAAUAUACCAGCACCACCACCAUAUUAUGGUACAACGAAAAAUGUGCAGACUGCGUACGCAGCGCAAGCCUAUCAAGAUCAACCGUCUUAUCAACAGUACCCAGUCCAAAGUUCAUUACAACAGACGACAACGACCUCAAAUUCACAAUCACAACAAUUGGCUUCACAGGAACAGUCAAACCAAUCGACUUGAAUUUUCAGACUAUAUAUUUAAAUAUGUUUUAACUGUGAUCUAAUAUAUGUGCCAUCUACAUCUGUGUCUUUCAAUUAAUAUUUAAUAAAAUGUAUAAAGUGUUA
This is a messenger RNA of Mytilus trossulus (common blue mussel), 921 nucleotides long. RefSeq lists its product as uncharacterized. The coding region runs from base 23 to 817 and encodes 264 amino acids. The transcript is spliced from 5 exons. NCBI's taxonomy places the organism in Eukaryota, Metazoa, Mollusca, Bivalvia, Mytilida, Mytilidae. The record is from RefSeq and is a predicted model, not a curated record.